CUGACUGGGGGAAAAAUGCAAGAUGACAUAUAGCAAAUGUCGGAGCAUAAUUCAUUCACGUUUUCGCCUCGGAUUCGGAUUUAAAUCGCACCGCUGGAGCUCCAAUGUGACGAUGGCUCGUUAGGUGCUCGGUGGCGCAUCUGCGAUUUUCUUUAAUCCCCGCCCGAUAUUUUGAUUUAUGAAAAAUCACAUUCACAGACAAAUAUUGGUUUCAACAUGGGGCUGUGCUACAGUUUGCGUCCCCGGCUCUUCGGGGACCUGAGCGGCUCUAUCUCCAACGCUACCUCGGACUCGGACCAGCCUCCGGACGCCGCCGCCGUGCCGAGCCGCGCCGCGGCGGCUCGCCAGGAGGACACCGGGGGAUGCGGGGAGACUUCAUCGCUACGCGGCGGUGGCAGCAGCGGCGGCGGCGGAGGCCUGGUGCGCCCCGGGGACCCGGCCAGGGACCACCGCCGCGGGGACACCGGGACAGACGGGGUGCUUAUACAAAACGGGGGCGGCGGAGGAGGCAGCGGCGGCGGCAAGGGCUCGGGGAAGGAGCGCAGCCGACGCUUGCAGCUGCUGCAAAAAACAAGCACCCAGAAGCAGAAACACUGGGACAAACUGCUGGUGGAGGAGAAGGAGGCCGAGAAGGAGGCGAAGAAAGUCAGUAGAAGCAUUGACAGGGCGCUGAGGGAGCUCAAGCGAGAGUAUAAACAGACGCAUCGGCUGCUGCUGCUCGGUGCGGGAGAGUCCGGAAAAAGCACCAUUGUGAAGCAGAUGAGGAUUCUUCACGUCAACGGCUUCAACGCUGAAGAAAAGAAGCAGAAAAUACAAGACAUACGGAAAAACGUGAAGGAUGCCAUAGUGACCAUAGUGUCUGCGAUGAGCACUUUAAUACCCCCAGUCCCAAUAGCCAACCCAGAGAACCAGUUUAGGAUCGAAUACAUCAAAAGCAUAGCACCACUCUCGGACUUUGACUACCCACAGGAGUUCUUCGAUCACGCAAAGAAGCUGUGGGACGAUGAAGGAGUGAAGGCGUGCUUCGAGAGAUCCAACGAAUACCAGCUCAUCGACUGCGCACAAUAUUUCCUAGACAGAAUCGACUCUGUAAGACAGAGUGACUACACACCAACAGACCAGGAUCUUCUACGCUGCCGAGUGUUAACUUCAGGGAUUUUCGAGACGAGGUUCCAAGUAGACAAAGUCAACUUUCACAUGUUCGAUGUUGGCGGUCAGAGAGAUGAAAGGAGGAAAUGGAUCCAGUGCUUUAACGACGUCACUGCUAUCAUCUUCGUGGUGGCCAGCAGCAGCUACAACAUGGUAAUAAGGGAAGACAACAACACCAACAGGCUACGGGAAGCCCUGGACCUCUUCCGCAGUAUUUGGAACAACAGAUGGCUACGCACUAUAUCGGUCAUUUUAUUCCUGAACAAGCAGGACAUGCUGGCUGAGAAAGUAUUAGCUGGAAAAUCCAAAAUUGAGGACUAUUUCCCCGAAUACGCUCGCUACACCAUACCAAAUGAAGCAACUCCUGAACCGGGCGAGGACCCGAGGGUGACGCGAGCCAAAUUCUUCAUCCGAGACGAGUUUCUUCGGAUCAGCACUGCGAGCGGCGACGGCAGACACUACUGCUACCCGCACUUCACCUGCGCCGUGGACACGGAGAACAUCCGGCGGGUGUUCAACGACUGCCGGGACAUCAUCCAGAGAAUGCACCUGCGGCAGUACGAACUCUUGUGAUGGACGGCAGAGACACGUCCCUCCCUCUUUCUCUCUCUCUCUCUCUCUCUCUCUGUUGGCCCCUCUGUGUUUCCUCUCCGCCAUUCUGCAUCCUUGACGAACCCUUUCUACCCCCCCCCCCCCUCCACCCCUCCUCCCCUCCUGAAAGCCCACAGAGAUCCUCAGAUCACCCCUCCUGUCGAGGAAAUAUGAAGUACUACUGAAGUGUGUCAAAUCCUCUCCGUCUUUUCAACUUUUUUGGCUUUUUAUACUUUCUUUUUCUCUUCUUGAUUUUUUUUUUUUUUUAUCCCCUUUAAUCCGAUGUUGUUGGAAGUUUGGGGAACAAAGUUUGUCACGUGCUGCUUCUUGAAUAUUUUUCUUUGAAUUCUUCCCUUUUUGAAUGCCUUCGUUUUUUUUUUUUUUUUUUUUGCCAUUCCACUAAGCCUCGGGCUACCUCCUGAUUUUAUUAUUUCGAUUUUUGCCCCGCUUAUUGAUUGUUUUUUUUGUUUUUUUUUUUGGACCUGCUUUUGGUGGGUGUGGAAGCUGGGGAAAAAAAAAAAAACCCAACACACUGACAGGACCUCAGUGUAGAGGCAGGAGUGAACCACCGCUGCCUCCUCCUCCUCCUCCGAGGACGGAGAGGAGCCAUUUCCUUUCAAGCUCUUCUUUUUUUUUCUUUUUUUUUUCUUGUUGUUGUUUAUUUUAUUUCUCCAGAGGAAACAUACACACAAUGUAGCAUCAUAAUAUUUAUUACCCGCCCUGUCACGAUGUUGGCUUGCCGAUGCUGCAGGGUGGGACCCAGCAGCCGAGAGACUUGUGGAGCGAGAGAUUAAAGCGGUUAAAAAAAAUUACAAAAAAAAAAAAAAAAAAAAAAAGAGGGGAAAACGGGGGGCAGGAAAUAACGCGACGACGACUGAGCUCUCUGCACCUUAACCCUGCUGCCUCCACGGACUCGAACCGGCGUCCUUUUUUUUUCUCUCUUCUUUAAUUAUUUUUUUUCCCCUCCCUUUUUUUUUUUUAGCUUAGAGAUAACUGAACGGGAGGAGGGCGGGGAGUGGGGGGGGGAGAAAUGUAUUUGUUGUUUUUUUUUGUUAACUUGUACACUGUGCAAGAUCGAAUUAUCCUGUACAGACUGUAAAAUGUAAUAUUAUUUUGUACAACUUAAUUGAAAGAAAAACAAAUCUACUUGUAGAUCUUUGUGCCUUGAUUAUGGCUGUACCUGUAAAUGAGCUCAGAUGUAAGUAUGUUUUCGACUGCGCUGUACAGCUUGAUGUCAAAAACUCUAUCGGCAGCGAGGAGACUGCGGGUAGGGGACUUUCUCUGUAGAGUUUAGUUUUUUCUGGUUUAUAAAAAUAAAGGAAAUGCUGUUUAGUAAAAAAAUGGGGGAGGGAGGUGGGAGGUGGGGGGGGAUAAAAAAAAAUAGGGACAAAAAAAAUCCUAAAAACCUGUAUACAUUAUGCAAAUUAACCACUUACCUGCAGUGAAGACCAGAUGUUGCAGCGCCAUGCCUUUUUUCUUUUUCUUGUUGUUUUAAUAUAUAUAUAUAUAUAUAUAUAUAUAUAUAUAUAUAUAUAUAUAUAUAUAUAUAUAUAUAUAUAUAUAUAUAUAUAUAUAUAUAUAUAUAUAUAUAUAUAUAUAUAUGAUUGAAUUUCACAGCUUUAAAGAAACAUUGGAAAAUCCAUUGAAAGUGUCCAAAUUGCAACCUGGUGUUGUUUUUAAUAGGAACCAACUUACUUUUUUUUUUUUUUUUUUUUUUUUUUGAUUGCUUUGUUUUUAUUUCGGUCGUUAUUUUAUUUUAUUAUUUUUUUUGAGAUGAAGUGCGUGAGGUCUGUGCCGACGUGCGUGCCUGUGCGCAUGUGUACAUAACAGACAGAACAUAGACUCACAGACGCAUCGUGUGUGCGAGGGCGAGUGCGUGUCGUGCGUGUAAAAUUUUAUAAAUGUAUGUACAUGUAAAUUUAUAGGUCUAUAUAAAUAUAUAUGUACAAUUAUACAUGUUUAAUUAUGUGUGUGCCUAGGUGUACAUACCUUUGUAUGUAUACGGUAAAUAUGUAUACAUACACACAUAGGAAAGCAUGUUUUAGGAUGGAGAUGAAUAAAUGAGAGCGUGCAAUAUUAGUAAUUCUUUGGUCCUUCGGAGCCAUACUUUAAUGGCACAGGCACUAUGAAUGUGUGAGCAGCACCCAACAAGACGAGCUCUUUUCCUUGUACAAACAGCAUCAGUUUUUUUUUUUGUUUUUGUUUUUUUUUUUGUUUUUCUUCUUCUUCUGCUACAGUACACGUCUAUCCCCGAAAGAGAGUGAACUGACCGGAGGUGCGAAAAGCCUUGUUUGGGCCUUGGGAGGAUGAUUUAAAAUGACGUUUUUAUUUUCUUUAAAUAAAGAGGCACAUUAGAGGACUUUGCUUUAUUUCCA
Molecule: messenger RNA, 4115 nt
Organism: Fundulus heteroclitus (mummichog)
Lineage: Eukaryota; Metazoa; Chordata; Actinopteri; Cyprinodontiformes; Fundulidae
Product: guanine nucleotide-binding protein G(olf) subunit alpha
Exons: 12
Coding region: 217-1722 (501 amino acids)
Biological process (GO): adenylate cyclase-modulating G protein-coupled receptor signaling pathway
Cellular component (GO): heterotrimeric G-protein complex
Molecular function (GO): GTPase activity; GTP binding; G protein-coupled receptor binding
Source: RefSeq, a predicted model, not a curated record